Tympanuchus pallidicinctus (lesser prairie-chicken) is the source of this 3744-nucleotide messenger RNA. It is a transcript of the gene LRRC39, whose product is annotated as leucine rich repeat containing 39. The record is from RefSeq and is a predicted model, not a curated record. Gene Ontology annotation, molecular function: protein binding. The transcript has 10 exons. Bases 2716 to 3744 code for a protein of 342 amino acids. Lineage: Eukaryota; Metazoa; Chordata; Aves; Galliformes; Phasianidae.
AGGGCAUAUUUAUUCAAACAUUGCUAAUAACAUUUACUGAUAAAUAUCAGGGCCUUGAAACUCUCUAGGAUAUACCGUAUUUUUAUAGUCUGCAAGUAGUUACAGUCCUUAAAUUCCACUGUUUUUGUUCCUUAAAGAAAACAUCUAUUUGUAGAAAAGGAGGAUCUCAUUAGUUAUUGUGACAUUAAAUAAGUCUGACAGCAAAGAAAAUGUACUCUAGAACUUUGCACCAUUGUACAUUAUUGAUGUUCAUUUACCAGAACUUGACAGGUUAAUCUGAUACAACUAAGAAUUAGUAUUUAAUAAAAAUAUUAUGAGGAAUAGCUGAUACAAGGCAAAGAAUGAAGAGGUUCAAGUUAAUGUCUUCAGAACAGAUUAUAAUAGUGCUGCUUUAAGGUAAACUUAAGAGAUGAUGAGGACUGUAGUGGUUAUUUGGUAGGAAUUAGAAAAUGGUUGGAUAUAAAUGCCUUCUGAAAACAUGAACUUGAAACACGCACAAGAAAAAGCAGUUGUAUGACCUUAAAAAUGAAUUUGCAAAUUUGACGUUUUCUCCUUUCUUUAGAAAUAUCAAAAACUGUCUUUACAGGAAUAUUCACCAGUGUUGUAGACCAAAGUAGCCUGAUGUGUUUAGCUGUGAAGAUGCAAGACGUAAGCUACCGGGGUAGAAUCUCUGCUUCCUUGAUGCUGAGACUGAGCGAGAGGAAAGGUGGUAAUGUAGGUGGGGAGUAUACAUGUAAGGUGCUAUUUGUAAUCCUUUAGUGGUAUAAGGUGCCUUUAUGAAGUCACUUACUGAAGACUUUGACUAAUAUGUUGUGCAUAUCACCUAUUUCAUUUUUAUCAGAUUUAUUUAUUCCCAAUAAAUUUUCUCAAAGGCACAAAUAAUUGUAGUAAUACUGUUUUUAUAUGUGAAUUUAUUUCAUGCAGGUGAUCCUGUACAGGUGGAUACAUCUUAUUUUAAAGAACGUACUGCACUUGAGACUGCUAAAAGGGCACAGCCUAAUAGCUACUCUCCUACAAGUCUGUUACUGUGGUAAGGGCUUAGUCUGAAUUGCAUUUUGUUUUAGUCUUAUGGCCAUAUAAAAAAUAAGUUGAGGAAACAAAAGCAUAUGAUAGAAAGUGGUAAAGAUCUUGAAAUAUUUUAGAGAAGAAUUUUACUCACAAAAGAAGCUUCAAAUUUCUUUAACACUCAAAGACCUGGUAAAAGGAAAGGUAAAAUUCAUUUUGGCUUAACUCUAAUUAUUUGUCUCUUUCAAGAGGGCAGAGCUUAUAUUUAUAUUUCAAAAAUUAAUUAAUUAAAAAUACUGGGGGUAUUGAACCUGUACCAAAAAUGAAAGAAGCAAUACCUAUACCAAAGAGGUCAUUUUUACUUUUGCAUAACUUUCUCCUUUGCUUCUAACACAUCCCCCCUCAAACACAAAAAAUGUGCCCUUGAAGAUUAAAAAUUAUAGCAGUUACUAUCUUUUAAGAUAGGAAUUGGUGUUCAUGUUUUAGUUUUUAUGUUUUCAUUGUUACUGUUGUGGUUUACUUUCCAUUAUGAAGUUUUGUGUGGUAAUGAUAGAAUUUAAAUCAAGCUGAUAAUGACUAAGAAUGUUUUCUACUGUGACCAAAUGAGUGCUAUUUUUUAAGUUUUGUCUUCAUAUUUUAUAUCCUUACAGUGCAGUCCAGGUUGUAACAAGUCAGUUUUAUGACUUCUGUUUCAACCAGUAUCUUUAUGAUAAUUGCUGCCUCUCUCUUUCUGUCUGAGUGAAGAAAAAGGUAUUAAACAUGAAAAAUAAUAACAAAGUUAAAAUAGUCUAAAUAGUCUGUCAUGUAACUUCUAAUACUUGUUUACUGUGACAGUUGUUCGCCUUUUAUCUUCUCCAAUGUCUCUUUGAAGAAAUAGAAUGUUAAAAAUGUUUUAUGAUUGGAAGCAUGUAAAAGGGAGUGGUGAGCAAUAACCCCUCUGCAUACCAUGAUAAAAAUUACUCUUCUGCUUGGUCUUUGACAAUUUACAUAGGAAUUCUUCAUCAUGAGCAAAAGUAAUGAAUAAAAUACUUAAUUAUGUAACACUUGUUCUAGUUUAAUUAAUCACUGUUACUGAUUAAUAGCAGUUGUGCAGUACUAAGUAUUUUUUGAAGCUCAGUUAUCUUGCAGAUAAACGCUGAAAGAAUAAAAAAAAAUGCCCAAAGUAACUUACUUGUAGUUUUCAUUAUGAAGUAUAAUGAAUUUGUUUUUAUUCACUGCUAUUAACUUUUAUUGAUCUUAUAAGCAGUUUAUGGGAGUCCAGUCAUGUUCUGCAAACUAGGAAGACAUUAAGAAUGGUAAAUGCCGGGGGUGUUGCAGAAGUGCCUCAUGUGAUACCUUCUAUUCUCAGCAUAGGCUAAAAUUAGAACUAGAGUGACAUUGCACUGGAGUCUGAGUGAGAGUUCCAAAUGGUUUUGAUAGUACAAGCAAAAUUUGUACCUUACCUAGGCUCUUGCACAGAAAGCAAUGAGUCAUGGAAAAUCUUUGAAAACCAAAUAUUUGAGGAAAAGAUGAUUUCAAAAUAUUAGCCUGAUUUGAUUUGGAUCUUGACACUCGGGAGGUCUACAAGAUGGCGAAAGAGAUAUGAAGAGUAUGAGAAGUCUUUUUUAAAAAGUUUUCAUGUCACUGCCCCCAUGCGGUAGGUGAUACAAGCACUAAGGCGCUGAAAUUCACAGUUGGAGUCCUGUGAUUGAACCUGAACAUGUAAGAAUCAUGACUGAAACUGCUGUUUGCAUUGGAUCAUUCACUGCUGUGAAGACACUUUGGGAAGUGAGAAUACAGAAAAUAAAUGAAGAAUUACGGAAAGAAAAGGAAUUCAGAGAGAGGUCUGCAGGAAGGUUACUGCUUGUCUGGGAGGAGAGAACCACUUUAGCAAAACUCAAAGAGAAAGUAGUUAAUGAAGAUGGAAGAGCAGUUUUAAGGAUAGAGGAAGAAGAAUGGAAGACAUUACCUUCCUGCUUAUUGAAAUUAGUCCAUCUCCAAGAAUGGCAGCUUCAUAGAACUAGCUUGCAGAAAAUUCCUCAGUUUGUUGGAAGAUUUCACAAUCUUGUUGUUCUCGAUCUAUCCCGGAAUUCAAUAGAAAGCAUACCUAAAGAAAUUGGCCAGCUGACUGGCCUCCAAGAGCUGCUUCUCAGUUACAAUAGAAUAAAGUCUGUUCCUAAGGAAAUAAGUAAUUGCAUCAGUCUGGAAAGAUUGGAACUGGCUGUCAACAGGAAUAUCAGUGAUCUUCCUCUGCAGCUAAGUGAUUUAAAGAAGCUUUCACACAUAGAUUUGUGUAUGAAUCAGUUCACCACCAUCCCUUCAGCUCUUCUGAACAUGCCAAAUUUAGAAUGGUUAGAUAUGGGAGGAAAUCGACUCCAGAAGCUUCCUGAUGCUAUUGACAGAAUGGAGAAUCUCCAUACUUUGUGGCUCCAAAGGAAUGAAAUUAACUCUUUGCCAGAAACCAUUGUUAAUAUGAAAAAUCUUAGUACUCUUGUUCUUAGCAACAACAAACUUAAGGAUAUUCCUUCUUGUAUGACACACAUGACAAAUCUCAGAUUUGUCAACUUCAGAGACAACCCACUGGAGUUAGAGAUAACACUCCCUCCAUGUGAGAAUACAGAAGAAGAGGAGCAACAGGAAAUGUUCGGCAUUGAAUUCAUGCACAUGUAUAUCCAGGAGUCACUGAAGAAAACAGGACAUGUGGAAAGCUGCACUUCUGAUGCUUCUCCUGUCAUAACUGCUAAUGAUGAAGGAACCUAA